Molecule: messenger RNA, 1558 nt
Organism: Capra hircus (goat)
Lineage: Eukaryota; Metazoa; Chordata; Mammalia; Artiodactyla; Bovidae
Gene: GPR45
Product: G protein-coupled receptor 45
Exons: 1
Coding region: 213-1334 (373 amino acids)
Biological process (GO): G protein-coupled receptor signaling pathway
Cellular component (GO): membrane
Molecular function (GO): G protein-coupled receptor activity
Source: RefSeq, a predicted model, not a curated record
CAGAGCGCAGGAAGUUGCACAGCCAGUUGUCACAGAGACGAUGAGGCUGUGAUUGAUGAAUCGCAGGUCCCAGCCAGUUGCUCCCAAAGACAGGCUCCUCCCAGCCCUUCCAGCGCCCCCGAGACCCAAACCAGCAGGAGGAACAUGCAGCCCCCGAAUCGCUGAGGCCCCUCCUAUCCCGCUUCUGCCUCACCGCCAGGACCUCUUCCACGAUGGCCUGUAACCAAUCGUCCAUCGAGACCUACGAAUACCUGCUGCCCAACGCGAGCCACGAGGGGGACUCCCGGGUGCCCCCGCCACCUGCCACGCUCAGGAUGUCCCUGGCGGUCCUCAUGAUGCUGACGGUCGUGGCGGGGUUCCUGGGCAACGCGGCGGUCUGCAUCAUCGUGUACCGGAGGCCGGCCAUGCGCUCCGCCAUCAACCUGCUGCUGGCCACGCUUGCCUUCUCGGACAUCAUGCUGUGCCUGUGCUGCCUGCCCUUCACGGCCGCCACCCUCGUCACCGUCCGCUGGCACUUCGGGGACUCCUUCUGCCGGCUCUCAGCCGCGCUCUACUGGUUCUUCGUCCUGGAGGGUGUGUCCAUCCUGCUCAUCGUCAGCGUGGACCGCUUCCUCAUCAUCGCGCAGCGCCAGGACCGGCUGAAUCCCCGCCGGGCCAAAGUGAUCAUCGCCGCGUCCUGGGCGCUGUCCUUCUGCGUCUCGGCGCCGGCGCUGGCCGGCUGGACGCUGGUGGAGGUGCCGGCGCGGGCCCCGCAGUGCGUGCUGGGCUAUACCGAACUCCCGGCCGGCCGCGCCUACGUGCUGACUCUGGUGGGCGCCGCCUUCUUCGUUCCCUUUGCGGUGAUGCUCGGCGCCCACCUGGGCGUCCUGCACGCGGUGCGCAAGAACGCGGUGCGCGUGCACAACCAGUCCGAGCGCCUGGACCUGCGCCGGCUGCCCCGCGCCUGCCUGCGGCGGCUCCGGCGGCAGCAGCAGCAGGCCAGCCUGGACCUGAGUUUCAAGACCAAGGCCUUCACCACCAUCCUGAUCCUCUUCGUGGGCUUCUCGCUCUGCUGGCUGCCGCACUCGGUGUACAGCCUGCUGUCGGUGUUCAGCCGGCGCUUCUACUGCGGCCCCUCUUUCUACGCCACCAGCUCCUGCGUGCUGGGGCUCAGCUACCUCAAGUCCGUUUUCAACCCUAUCGUCUACUGCUGGCGGAUCAAGAAGUUCCGCGAGGCCUGUCUGGAGCUGCUGCCCCCCACCUUCCAGAUCCUCCCCAAAGUGCCUGAGCGGAUUCGGAGGAGAAUCCAGCCGAGCACAGUGUACGCGUGCACGGAGAACCAGUCCGCGGUGUAGGGGAGGGGCGAGCAAUAGCCCCGAUCUGCCCCCCACUUGACUUCCUGGGACUCCUGAGCAGUCAGCGCUUAGCACAAAGGGACCCGCUGGUCAUCAGGGAAACGGGCUCCCGCGUUUGCACGAUGAAUUAUUUUUGUUUCUUGCUGCAGAACAGCAGCGCGGGUCUGCUGGAAACCCGAAGGCCAUCAGGACCAAAGGGGAGAUGCGUGCAGUGAUGCAGGUGG